Molecule: messenger RNA, 1246 nt
Organism: Setaria italica (foxtail millet)
Lineage: Eukaryota; Viridiplantae; Streptophyta; Magnoliopsida; Poales; Poaceae
Product: polygalacturonase
Exons: 4
Coding region: 1-1185 (394 amino acids)
Biological process (GO): carbohydrate metabolic process
Molecular function (GO): polygalacturonase activity
Source: RefSeq, a predicted model, not a curated record
AUGGCUCGCGUGAACGCUUGUUCCCUAGCGUUGCUGCUCUCUUGCUGCAUUCUGUCAGGUGCUGCAGAAGCGGCGGUGUACGACGUCGCCGGCUUCGGAGCGAAGCCUGACGGCCGGACGGACUCGUCCACCGCGUUCGCCGAUGCCUGGUCCGCCGCCUGCCGGUCGCUGGAGCCGGCGACCGUGUACGUGCCGCACGGGGAGUUCCUGCUCAGCCGCGCGGCCUUCGCGGGCCCGUGCUCAAGCAGGGUGACAGUUCAGAUCGAUGGCACGCUUGUCGCGCCGUCAGGCUACACCAGCCGUGGCGGCAGCGGGGACGUCUGGAUCGUGUUCGACCACGUCGACGGCCUCACCAUGUCGGGCGGCACCCUCGACGGCCGCGGCCCGGCGCUGUGGGCGUGCAAGGCGGCCGGGCACGGUGGCUGCCCCAGCGGCGCAACAUCGCUGACGGUGCUGAACUCGCGGGACGUGGUGAUCCGCGGCCUGAGGUCGGUGGACAGCGAGCUGUACCACGUCGUGAUCGACGGCUGCGAGCGCGUGGCGGUGGAGGACGUCGGGAUCGUGGCGCCGGGGAGCAGCCCCAACACGGACGGGAUCCACGUGCAGGCGUCGUCCGGGGUCACGGUCACCCGGGCCAGCAUCCAGACCGGGGACGACUGCGUCUCCGUCGGCCCCGGCACGGCCAACCUGCGCGUUGAGCAUGUCAGCUGCGGCCCGGGCCACGGCAUAAGCAUCGGGAGCCUGGGGAAGGAGAGCGAGGAGGCGGGCGUGGAGAACGUGACGGUGGCCGGGGCGUCCUUCGUCGGCACGGAGAACGGGCUGCGGAUCAAGACGUGGGGGCGGGCGGCGGUGGAGGGCGCGUACGUGCGCGGCGUCGUCUUCGAGCACGCGUUCAUGCACGACGUGCGCAACCCCAUCAUCAUAGAUCAGAACUACUGCCCCAACCACAUAUGCCCCCAUCAGAGCUCGGCGGUGAAGAUCAGCGACGUGAGGUACACGGACAUCCGGGGCUCGUCGGCGUCGCAGGUGGCGGUGAAGUUCGACUGCAGCGCGACCAACCCGUGCAGCGGGAUCGGCCUCCGGGACAUCAAGCUCACCUUGGACGGCGGCAAGCCGGCAGAGGCGACUUGCCAGCACGCCGACGGCAAGGCUUCAGGCUAUGUCGAGCCUCCAAGUUGCUUGUGACGCGUUACAUACAAAAUCGUGUGACGUGAAGCACUUCGCACAUACAGAUCGUCAGACGAUA